AUGCAUGUCUCGAAUACCACUAUAAAUGUGUUCGUGGGAUGUUGCGCCAGCGCUUUUCUUAUGGAAAUUCUUAUGGCAAAUUGGCCGAACAGUGCGAAUUUAGUAACUUAUUUACAAUUUUUCUUUAUAUCCCUGCAAGGAUUUAUAGUCACUACAAAAUGGGGAACGGUAGGUCCAAAGAUACCAAUUAGCCAGUAUGUGUUACUAGUCACUCUUUUCUUCGUGACUACUGUGGCUAAUAACUAUGUAUAUGCCCUGCAUGUGCCUUCCACACUGCAUAUGAUUAUAAGGUCAGCAUCAUCACCCGCUAGCAUGCUAGUCUACUGCUGUGUUAAAAAACAACUACCAAAGCUAAACAAUGCCAUUGGUUCUAUACUAAUCAGUGCUGGAGUGGCUCUGGCCAUGUAUGGUGGAGCUCCUACAGAUGAGGAGAACAAAGGCACCUUUCUUUAUUGGUGUAUAGGAGUCACCAUACUCUUGGUGACAUUGAUAACUGGUGCUUUUACUGGCUUGCAACAAGAAAGACUGUAUUCCAGAUAUGGAAAACAUCCUAAUGAGAUGCUGUUUUAUACACAUGCAAUUCCAUUACCCGUAUUUUUCGGACUCUCACCUCAAUUGCUGAGUACUGCAGCAAUCCUGCCAUUCGCCGCAUGGGUACUGAUAGCUCUCAAUAUACUUUCUCAGUUCUAUUGUACACAUUCAGUGCACGAACUAGCUACCAAAGAAACUUCAGUUACAGUAACAUUUAUACUAACUCUAAGAAAGUUCGCUUCUUUAUUGAUCUCUACAAUUGUGUUCAAAAAUAAUUUGAACAUUUAUCAUGUUAUAGGAACUAUGUUAGUUGCUAUUGGGACUUGUGUAUAUUUCAACUUCUUCUCCGCUAGACGGCAAAGACCGGUAAGUAUGAAGACCAAGUAA
Molecule: messenger RNA, 918 nt
Organism: Spodoptera littoralis (African cotton leafworm)
Lineage: Eukaryota; Metazoa; Arthropoda; Insecta; Lepidoptera; Noctuidae
Source: the annotation of a GenBank genome assembly